This is a messenger RNA of Quercus lobata, 551 nucleotides long. RefSeq names its product sm-like protein LSM8. Lineage: Eukaryota; Viridiplantae; Streptophyta; Magnoliopsida; Fagales; Fagaceae. Gene Ontology annotation, biological process: mRNA splicing, via spliceosome. Bases 44 to 346 code for a protein of 100 amino acids. Gene Ontology annotation, molecular function: mRNA binding. The record is from RefSeq and is a predicted model, not a curated record. The transcript has 5 exons. Gene Ontology annotation, cellular component: precatalytic spliceosome; U4/U6 x U5 tri-snRNP complex; U6 snRNP.
CUGAGUCUGAAAGCAGAGGGAGGGAGCAGUUUUUGAAAAGAAAAUGUCAAAUGGCACAGGCACUGGACUUGAAUCUCUUGUUGAUCAAACAAUAUCAAUUAUCACAAAUGAUGGACGGAAUAUAGUGGGAGUCCUAAAAGGUUUUGACCAGGCUACAAAUAUUAUCCUUGAUGAAUCUCACGAGCGUGUCUACUCUACAAAGGAAGGUGUUCAACAACUUGUGUUGGGUCUGUACAUAAUCAGGGGUGACAACAUAAGCAUAGUUGGGGAAUUGGAUGAGGAGCUUGAUUCUCAUCUUGAUAUGUCGAAACUUAGAGCUCAGCCUCUCAAGCCUGUUAUCCAUUAACUGAUUAGGAAAGGUGCAAACACUAUGUGAGCGAUUAUCACCUACAAAGAAAUGUCAGGACAUUUAGGUAUAUGAUGAAAAUUCCGAUGUGCUAUAUAUAAUAUGCAGAUUAGAUUUUGAAAGUGUUACAUAUUCUGUCUGCGCAUAUUUGUAAAACUGAUUGAAGAUCAUUCCAUCAAUUUCUCCUAAUCAAAAUGAAUUAUUA